AUGAACCACCAAGCUCAGAGUGAGGUGCGACAUUUUGUCCUGCAGGAAGUCGGAAUACACUACCCACCAACCAACCUACCAGCCAUCUCUUCGCUCUUCCCUCAUCCCCAAUCCAGCACCUGCACACAAGCCGCCGCAUCCCUAUGCACGUCCCUGCACUCCCGCGACAUCCUUGCCCAAUCGGUCCCGCUCUGUUUAUGCCAAAUUAAAUUCCCUCAGCCUGCACUAGAGACCCAUGCCCUAUUGCCCGCCAGGGUAUUUUUCCCAUAUAAAUCCCACGCCUGCCCACUUUCUGCCCUUCUCUUUUUUUUUCCUCGCAUCUCUUUUGACUCCAGUUGUCUCUCGCCCGCAUUCACCAUGAGCGCAACUGAACCAACUGUAGAAAAGAUCGACAAGGCUGCCGCCGACGAGGAGGAUGACAUCGACAUCGACCAAUUGGUGCUCGACCUUCAAUCCAACCACGCCGUCGGCGCCGAGGAAGACGAAGAGGAGGAGGACGAAGGAGCUUCUUUCGUCCAAGUCCCUGAAGAACUCUUGCAAACUGACCCUGCCACCGGUUUAUCCGAGGACGAGGUUUUGAGAAGAAGAAAGAAGUACGGUCUCAACCAGAUGGCCGAGGAGCAGGAGAACUUGAUUGUCAAGUUCAUCAUGUUCUUUGUUGGUCCUAUCCAAUUCGUUAUGGAGGCCGCUGCUGUCUUGGCUGCUGGUUUGGAGGACUGGGUCGAUUUCGGUGUGAUCUGUGCUCUUUUGUUGUUGAACGCUUCGGUCGGUUUCAUCCAGGAAUACCAGGCCGGCUCCAUUGUUGAUGAGUUGAAGAAGACCUUGGCCAACACCGCCAACGUCAUCAGAAACGGUGCUCUUGUUGAGGUCGAGGCUAACCAGAUUGUCCCUGGUGACAUUUUGCAGUUGGAGGACGGUACCGUCAUCCCAGCCGAUGGUAGAAUCGUUACCGAGAACUGUUUGUUGCAAGUUGACCAGUCCGCCAUCACCGGUGAGUCCUUGGCUGUUGACAAGAGACACGGUGACUCCACCUACUCUUCCUCCACCGUCAAGACCGGUGAGGCUUUCAUGGUUGUUUGUGCUACCGGUGACAACACCUUCGUCGGCCGUGCUGCUGCUUUGGUCAACAAGGCUGCUCAAGGCCAAGGUCACUUCACCGAGGUCUUGAACGGUAUCGGUACGAUUUUGUUGGUUUUGGUCAUUGUCACUUUGCUCGUUGUCUGGGUCGCUUGUUUCUACAGAUCCGUUAAGAUUGUCCCUAUCUUGAGACACACUCUUGCUAUCACCAUCAUUGGUGUCCCUGUCGGUUUGCCAGCUGUCGUCACCACCACCAUGGCUGUCGGUGCUGCUUACUUGGCUAAGAAGCAAGCCAUUGUCCAAAAGUUGUCUGCUAUUGAGUCCCUUGCUGGUGUCGAGAUCUUGUGUUCCGACAAGACCGGUACCUUGACCAAGAACAAGUUGUCCUUGCACGAGCCAUACACCGUUGAGGGUGUUGAGGCCGACGACUUGAUGUUGACCGCCUGUCUCGCUGCUUCCAGAAAGAAGAAGGGUUUGGACGCUAUUGACAAGGCUUUCUUGAAGUCCUUGAUUAACUACCCAAGAGCCAAGGCUGCUUUGCCAAAGUACAAGGUCCUUGAGUUCCAGCCAUUCGACCCUGUUUCCAAGAAGGUUACCGCUAUUGUCGAGUCCCCAGAGGGCGAGAGAAUUAUCUGUGUUAAGGGUGCUCCUUUGUUCGUCUUGAAGACUGUUGAGGAUGACCACCCAAUCCCUGAGGACAUCCACGAGAACUACCAAAACACUGUUGCUGAGUUUGCUUCCAGAGGUUUCAGAUCUCUUGGUGUUGCCAGAAAGAGAGGUGAGGGCCACUGGGAAAUCUUGGGUAUUAUGCCAUGUAUGGACCCUCCAAGAGAUGACACUGCUGCUACUGUUAACGAGGCCAGAAGAUUGGGUCUUAGAGUUAAGAUGUUAACUGGUGAUGCCGUCGGUAUCGCUAAGGAGACCUGUAGACAAUUGGGACUUGGUACUAACAUUUACGACGCCGAGAAGUUGGGUCUUUCCGGUGGUGGUGACCUUGCUGGUUCCGAGAUUGCUGACUUUGUUGAGAACGCCGAUGGUUUCGCUGAGGUUUUCCCUCAACACAAGUACAACGCCGUUGAGAUUUUGCAAAACAGAGGUUACUUGGUUGCUAUGACUGGUGACGGUGUCAACGACGCCCCAUCUUUGAAGAAGGCUGACACUGGUAUUGCCGUCGAGGGUGCCACUGACGCCGCCAGAUCCGCUGCUGACAUUGUUUUCCUUGCCCCAGGUUUGUCUGCUAUCAUUGAUGCCAUCAAGACUUCCAGACAAAUUUUCCACAGAAUGUAUGCCUACGUUGUCUACCGUAUCGCUUUGUCCUUGCACUUGGAGAUCUUCUUGGGUCUUUGGAUCGCUAUCUUGAACCAAUCCUUGAACAUUGACUUGGUUGUUUUCAUUGCCAUUUUCGCUGAUGUUGCUACCUUGGCCAUUGCUUACGACAAUGCUCCAUACGACCCAGAGCCAGUUAAGUGGAACCUUCCAAGAUUGUGGGGUAUGUCCAUUGUCUUGGGUGUCAUUUUGGCUGUUGGUACUUGGAUCACCUUGACCACUAUGUUCAUGUCCAAGGGUGGUAUCAUCCAGAACUUCGGUUCCAUUGACGGUAUCUUGUUCUUGGAGAUCUCCUUGACUGAGAACUGGUUGAUUUUCAUCACCAGAGCCAACGGUCCAUUCUGGUCCUCCUUGCCAUCUUGGCAAUUGUCUGGUGCCGUCUUGAUUGUCGACAUCAUCGCCACCUGUUUCACUUUGUUCGGCUGGUGGUCCCAAAACUGGACUGACAUUGUCUCUGUUGUCAGAACCUGGAUUCUUUCCUUCGGUGUCUUCUGUGUCAUGGGUGGUGCUUACUACUUGAUGUCCACCUCUGAGGCCUUUGACGACUUGUGCAAUGGCAGAAAGCAGAAGAAGCCUGAGCAAGACAGAAGAUCUGUCGAGGACUUCUUGGUCUCCAUGGCCAGAGUUUCCACCCAGCACGAGAAGUCUUCUUAG
Molecule: messenger RNA, 3057 nt
Organism: Australozyma saopauloensis
Lineage: Eukaryota; Fungi; Ascomycota; Pichiomycetes; Serinales; Metschnikowiaceae
Gene: PMA1
Product: H(+)-exporting P2-type ATPase
Exons: 1
Coding region: 1-3057 (1018 amino acids)
Biological process (GO): regulation of intracellular pH; proton export across plasma membrane
Cellular component (GO): plasma membrane
Molecular function (GO): P-type proton-exporting transporter activity; ATP hydrolysis activity; ATP binding
Source: RefSeq, a predicted model, not a curated record